AUUUUAGCAUCCCACACAGCCCUCCCAUGGCAGUUGGUAUGCAUUGACUGCAUGGACUUAUGCUUUCUCUUUCAUCCCUCUCUUUCUCUACAUGAGUAUCCAAUAAUAACCAGUGUUCUUGAAAUUUUGUGCUGUUUUCUAGCGGAUCCAUGCCAUUUUCACUUCAUUUCGAUCACAGUAAUUUAAUCCAGUGAAACCCUCCUUUUUUUUUUUAUUAGUGGCUAAGGUUUUUCACUUCGACCCAUUUGGUUUUUAAUCAAAAUAAUGCUUUUCGUUCUUUCAAGUUCUCGAUUUAUGUGCUUUACUCGCGUGUAUUGAAUUGCUGGAAGUUUUCAGGGUGUUCAUUUGGAAUUUCUGCAUAUGAAGAUUAGUUAAAUCAAGACAUCCAAGUCAGAAAAGAUUUCCAAAAAGGAGGCCUUUAGGCGAAAUUUCUGGGUUUCAAUUCAUCAUAGGACUAAUUGUAGGUUUUGCAUCAGUUUGGGUUCAAAUUACUCGGUAUGGGAAUUGGUUUUUUCUUAAUUUAGUUUCUUGAUUGAGAAUUUUGGCAAAUAGGCUUGAAUGAUAUGUAGAGCAGUUGGUAGUAAUUGCAAAGUAAAAGCAUCAGUCUUGCAGUUGAUUUCCUUUCUCCCAAUUAACUCUACUCUAGAGUGAAAAAUGCUGGAGGCUGAAGUAUGCUCGUCCCGGGUUUUAUUGCCUUUCCGUGAGGAAAUUGGCGAUGAAGAGCUCUCCGUUCUUCCGAGGCAUACUAAGGUUAUUGUAACAGGGAAUAACAGAACAAAGAGUGUUUUGGUGGGUCUGCAAGGUGUUGUCAAGAAAGCUGUAGGACUUGGUGGUUGGCAUUGGCUGGUUUUGAAGAAUGGGGUUGAGGUCAAGCUCCAAAGGAAUGCGUUGAGUGUGUUGGAACCUCCCACUGGAAAUGAAGAAGAUGAUGAUUAUGAUUUUGAAGAUUCUAGCAGUGGAUCUGACAUUUGUCAAAAAGACAAUUAUCGAUUUUCCACUGGAUUUCAGUUUGGCAAACUAAGCAAGCCAAGGAUUCGGUACAGUAGGCCGUGGUCCCCAACUGCAUCAGCAAGGUCAAUAAAUGGCAGCAGUUGCAGAGAAAUUCAAUCAAAAUGUCACGUGCUUCAUCCGAGAGUGAACUUGACAAAGUUGGGAACCGGAUCAUUGUGGAGAUAUUGGCGAAGCUUCAACCUUGCAAGUAAUAUUCACAACCCUACAAAGGAACAACUGAUCACUGCUGUGGAGCAGCAUUUUUCUUCACAGGAAGUGGACGACGUACAAGUGAUAUUUGGGUUUAUCCACGCGGCAUCGAAGAGACUAAAAUCAGUCUACACCCAUUGAGAUUCGGGAUUGAUUUACACAAGUCAGAUGAUCCAUCAUCCAUGACUCUCUGUAAUGUAUACAGUAUAUGUACAUAUGAACUUCCAUCUUAGUUCAGCUCUAAUUAAUAUACUGCUAAUUAGAUCCAAGGCUUGUCUGGUGAGUAUUUUCCAAGUCUGAGGAUCCUAAGUUCUUAACCUUUUAAUGUGGAGACCCUUGUCCAGUUAAUAUUAUAUCCUUAAUGUCCUAUUUGCAUGUC
Molecule: messenger RNA, 1579 nt
Organism: Olea europaea var. sylvestris
Lineage: Eukaryota; Viridiplantae; Streptophyta; Magnoliopsida; Lamiales; Oleaceae
Exons: 7
Coding region: 655-1341 (228 amino acids)
Biological process (GO): regulation of DNA-templated transcription
Cellular component (GO): histone deacetylase complex
Molecular function (GO): transcription coregulator activity; protein binding
Source: RefSeq, a predicted model, not a curated record